AUGAGUAAAGAAGCCACCAUAUAUAAAGGUAAUCAGACACAAAAGGAUCAAUCUAAGAGGGACAAGAAAGGUAAAAAGAAACUCAGAUUAAAAGUUAAUGAUUCCGUUCUUGGAGCUGUACAAGAAGCACAGCCUUUUGAGGAAGCUGCUGACCAAUUCAAAAAACCUGGUGCUUACUAUGGAAUUACCAAAAAUGAAGUUAUAAAUGAUGUCUUUGGUUGUCAAAUUCAAGAUCCUGAUCGCUCUAACCCAACUAGAAAAACAGAUGAGCGUCCACUCGAUACUAUCCGCGGGUUUCAAUAUUCUAUAACAGGGGAUUCUAGGAUACUAACUCAAUUAGAAACCCCAAUAUACGGAUUUCAGAUGAGGCCAGAUUUUAAUUUCAAUGAUAUAGCCACUGCACAGAAAUAUAACCAAGAAGUUCAUUCAUCUGAGAUUAGAAAGCCUGAAAUAAUAGAAUAUAUAUCAGAUGAGGAGUCACUGGAGUCACCAUCAAAAUGGAGCUGGUUGUUCCUCAAGAAACCAGAAAGAAUACACAAGUAA
Nakaseomyces glabratus is the source of this 543-nucleotide messenger RNA. RefSeq lists its product as uncharacterized. NCBI's taxonomy places the organism in Eukaryota, Fungi, Ascomycota, Saccharomycetes, Saccharomycetales, Saccharomycetaceae. The record is from RefSeq and is a predicted model, not a curated record.